AUUUCUCCUUCUUUACGAGCCCCUUUUCGAGCGAACGCUCUUUGUUGGUUGGGUCACGAUUUUGGGUGGUUGCGUAUGAUACGUAUUAUUUCCCUUUUACCCCUACAUCCCCUAUACGGAUUAGAGCAAGACACAAGGCUGUUCUGUCAAUUUUACCCCCGUUUUUUGUUUGCUUGACGCUAUCCUAAAAGGAAAAGUCGUGCAACUAAAAGUUUUGUGCGAAAUGGCAUCUAAAAGCAAAAUUAGUGUAAAAAUCGAAGAAGAUAUCCGAAUAUCAAUCCACAGACAGAUAGAUCUGUUUCUGCAAGACGAAAAUCAGAUUGAAUACGAUUUUCCAUCCGAUCUUACCAAUCAACAUCGUGCGUACAUUCACGAAUAUGUAAGAAAUAAGCAAUUGAAAUCGAGAUCGCACGGGAAAGGAGACAACAGGUACUUAACGAUAUGCAAAACAAGCUUGCCGGAUGUUACGCAUGAUGAUGCUGUGCUAAAUGUAACACCCGAAUCAUCGGUAUUGUUAAACAAAAUCGAAAAGAGCUACAGUACGCUUCGUAAGCCUUAUAAGCGUACGGGUAAAGGAACAUCCGUACAAUUACAUUCCAUCAAUGUUACUUCGGUUUCGCCUUCAAUACCACCACUGCCGGCUGGUUCUGCGGAGAUACAUGCCGUCCGUCAGCGUUUGCCAAUAGCACAAUUCCACGACGUGAUACUAAAGGGUGUACAACACAAUCAAGUCAUUAUCAUAUCCGGCAAUACUGGAUCUGGCAAGACAACACAAGUUCCUCAGUACAUUUUGGAAGAAGCGGCACAAACCAAUCAACCUUGUCGCAUCAUUUGCACGCAACCGAGACGCAUUAGUGCGGUGACGGUUUCGGAACGCGUCUGCUACGAAAGAAACGAACCAUUAGGCGAUACGGUCGGUUAUCAAAUCCGUUUGGAAAGUCGCGUAAAACCCACCACUAACGCUUUGUUCUGUACGAACGGUGUGCUGCUCCGCUGUCUGAUGGGUAAAGGUUGUUCAAACUUUCUGAAAAACGUUACACAUAUUAUCAUUGACGAAGUGCACGAACGCGAUCAAUAUUCCGACUUUCUGCUGAUAGCGUUGAAGGAUAAUUUGGCUAAAAAUGCACACCUGAAGAUCAUACUAAUGUCUGCUACCAUAGAAUCAGACACAUUUUCGACUUAUUUUAACAACUGUCCAGUGAUCGAGAUACCUGGCCGAUUGUUUCCGAUCAACAUUGUUUACUUGGAAGAUAUUUUGUUUAACAUUGAAACGUGCAACCACAGCGUGCGCGAUAUACGGACAAGGAUCAGCAAAAACGCUGACGGUCAAUUGGCAGAAGGAUUUAAACCGAUAACGGUGAAUAUAGACGAUGAAACAUUACUGCUAAUGAACGACAUUCUGGAGGUUUGUUGGAUAGAAAACAAUCCCAAUGAUUUCGCUAACUUUUUCGUCCUGAUCGAAGAGGAAAACAUCCCAAUUGAUUUUCAGCAUACCGAAACACAGAUGACGGCGCUGAUGAUUGCUGCUGCUAAAGAUUACACUGAGAUCGUGCUAAAGCUGCUAGAUAUGGGAGCGGAUCCAAACAUAAAGGAAAAGCACAACUACAAUGCAUACGAUUGGGCUUGCUUUGUAAAUGGAAAUGGUAAAUGUUCGACGCUGCUGAAACAGGCAAUGGUCAAAACCGAUUUACCAACCUCGCGUAUCGUGACGGUAGCACCGAACAAUGCCAAACAAUUGCUGGACGCAUAUCAUACUUCUGUGGGAGACGAUAGGAUCGAUCAUAAUUUAAUCUUCGACAUUAUUAUGUACAUCUGCCAUCAAAAACCAGAAGGUGGCAUACUGGUAUUUUUGCCCGGGUACGACGACAUACAGGAACAGUAUGGGUUGAUCAGUAGCAAAGCGCCGAAUUUGCACAGCAUAAAAGUGUUAAUGCUGCACAGCAAGAUGCAAACAACCGAUCAGCAUUCCGUGUUCAAGCCGGUGCCUUUGGAAGUGCGCAAAAUAAUACUUUCGACAAACAUUGCGGAAACAUCCAUAACGAUGGACGAUGUGGUGUAUGUAAUUGAUAGUGGUAAAGUGAAGCAGAAAUAUUACGAUUCGCUUACAUCGACCAGUUCGUUGGCUGCAACGUGGAUAUCGCAGGCUUGUGCGACACAACGUGCUGGACGGGCCGGGCGUACAAGACCGGGGACCUGUUUCCGAUUGUACAGCAGAACGCGCCAUUGUGCGAUGGAUCAGUACACGUUGCCGGAGAUAUUGCGCGUACCGCUUACGGAAAUAUGUUUGCAAACUGCGUUGAUCAUGAAAGAUGCAUCGAUACAGGAGUUUCUGAACAAAGCAAUAACGCCACCGGCGGCACAGAGUAUCAAGCAGAGCAUAAAAUAUCUGCAGAAAGUAGGAGCAUUGGAUGAUGACGAAAGCGUCACGGAUCUCGGUUACACGCUAGCGGAACUGCCCGUGGACGCAAGGUUGGGAAAAAUGCUGCUGUACGGAAUAUUGAUGAAAUGUUACGAGCCUGUACUGCUGAUUGUUUGCAUCCUGAGCGUGAACGAUCUGUUCGUCAUACCGCCAUUUUCAGGUGACAAAGAAAGGGCGAAAAAAAUGCGCCGUGAUUUGUCCGAUAAUUCGUUUAGCGAUUGCUAUUCGCUAAUUCGUGCCUAUCAACGUUGGUUGGGUACCCGGUCGGUUCUGAAGCGUAAAGAGCUGUGCAACAGAUUAUUUUUAAACUAUGGCAAGCUUACGAUGGUGCAUGAUUUACGCAACAAACUGCACGGACAUUUAUGUACGAUCGGUGUCGUUAAAUCGUACGGAGCGGGGAAUGUACACAGUUUGAACGAAUAUGCCUCCAACUGGAGCUUGGUAAAAGGCAUACUGCUGGUAGGCCUUUAUCCGAAUGUGUGCUAUUUGGAGAAGUAUUCCAAAACCUUGAAGACACGAUUCGAAAAGAAGAUUUUUAUUCAUCCCUCGUCAGUAGUGGGUGCAAAGAUGACAAAAAAGCCCAAGGAAAAGAACAACACGCUUUCGCUACCAAGCGAAUGGAUGACGUUUGAGGAGAAAUGUAAAUCUGGUAGAGGAUCCAUGAUCCGAUGCAAUACAGUUGUAUCACCAAUAACGAUAGCAAUUUUUGCCGGACCAUUAGCGUUAGACGAGGCAGAGUGCAUAGUUAGGUAUGAGGGUGAGGAGGAUCAGGAGCAGUGCCGAAUAGCAAUAGACGAUUGGAUAAACUUGACCACAACGGAACAUGUUGCCAAGUCGGUACUGCACGUACGGCAGGCGUUAAAUGAGUUGUUUUUACGAUUCAUUGAAAAUCCCAAAGCGCAUCAAUCGAACCUGGAGGAGCUCAAGAUGUUAGACUAUUUGGGCCGAAUACUUGCUGCGGAGGAUGAAUCGAUUGAAGUGGCAAACCAGUUACCAGAUUUUGCUAAGCCCGCCAAUAAGCAAAGGGAACCAUCAUGCGGAUAUCAAAGAAGAAGAUAAAAUUUUCUUAACAUAAGUAUUUUUUCGCAACGAAGAAAUAUUGAAUUAUAAUGCAAGAAGUGAAAUAGAACGGAAAUAGCCAAGAAUUGUACGACAAAAACAAAAACACAAAAAACACACAAUUAAAUAAAGGAAGAAACACAGUAGUUUAAAAGAAACAAACUUGAAUAAGCAGAAGUGAAAGAAGUGAAAUAGAACGGAAAUAGACAAGAAUUGUACGACAAAAACAAAAACACAAAAAACACACAAUUAAAUAAAGGAAGAAACGCAGUAGCUUAAAAGAAACAAACUUGAAUAAACAGAAGUGAAAGAAGUGAAAUAGAACGGAAAUAGACAAGAAUUGUACGAUAAAAACAAAAAUACAAAAAAACACACAGUUAAAUAAAGAAGGAAACACACUUGAAUAAAAACGCACUAUAAGAAGUAAAGCGACACGAUCAUAAACAGAACUCUGGAAAUAUUCAAGCGCGACGGUAACAAAUGAAAAAUCUACAAUGUUUUAAUACAGACAAGCGAAACCAAAAAAGGAAAAUCACGAAAGAGAAGAUCGCGUCCAAUACAUUACAAUAGCACUGGUAUAUGAGAAAUACAGUUUUAGAAUAAAGCUUUUUACCAUUCGA
Molecule: messenger RNA, 4098 nt
Organism: Anopheles funestus (African malaria mosquito)
Lineage: Eukaryota; Metazoa; Arthropoda; Insecta; Diptera; Culicidae
Product: 3'-5' RNA helicase YTHDC2-like
Exons: 3
Coding region: 224-3478 (1084 amino acids)
Cellular component (GO): intracellular anatomical structure
Molecular function (GO): protein binding; RNA binding; ATP binding
Source: RefSeq, a predicted model, not a curated record